Lathyrus sativus (Indian pea) is the source of this 774-nucleotide messenger RNA. The record is from the annotation of a GenBank genome assembly. Lineage: Eukaryota; Viridiplantae; Streptophyta; Magnoliopsida; Fabales; Fabaceae.
AUGGUUGUAUCACAAGUGUGUUCUUCUAUGGACGCAAUUAGGGCAUUUCUUGAACAUUUUGUUGAUCCAAUGCUGCCAGAAAAACCUUUUAUUCAAGACGAUCCUCCUCUAUCUCAACAACAGAAAAUUGCAAACCAGGUUCAUUCUGUUGUGUUACUGUACAACUAUUACCACAGAAAGCAGAAUCCAGACCUAUCAUAUGUAGGAUUUAGGGAGUUUUGUAAGUUGAUUGUUGAUAUGAGACCGGCUUUGUUGCCAUAUAUGAAAUUCACGGCAAAGCCUAAUGAAACUGACCUCGUUGAUGUGGAGGAGCAGUUGUCGUUAACUGGAAAAGCGAUCACGAGUUCUUAUGAUAUAUGUACGAUUUUAAACCCGUCGAGAAGUGUUCCUAACGUAGAGGGAUGGCCAAUUUCAAAAGUUGCGGUACUUUUAGUUGAUAGUAAGGAGAACUGCUUCUUGCGUUUUUGUUCCACAACUGGUGGAGUGUGGUCGUUGAUUGAAAAAGAUGUGGAUACCUCCGGUCAAAUUUCUGAGGUUACAAGAGAUGUCAAAUCUACAUACCAAAAGAGAAGAGUCAUUAAGAAGCCCUUAAAAGAUGGAUUAAAUGAAGGUAGGAUUUUGGAAGUUGGAUAUUCGGCUGUUAAGGAAGCUGCGGGAACAGGUGUCAAUAGUAUUGAUAUAAUGCUUUUGAAAAGUUACAUUGUGUAUUCCCAGAAGCAAAGAGAAGACAGCUUCACGAUUUUAUAUAAUGAAGUGCUCAAAGUUGAUCAGUGA